Molecule: messenger RNA, 351 nt
Organism: Puccinia graminis f. sp. tritici CRL 75-36-700-3
Lineage: Eukaryota; Fungi; Basidiomycota; Pucciniomycetes; Pucciniales; Pucciniaceae
Exons: 2
Coding region: 1-351 (116 amino acids)
Source: RefSeq, a predicted model, not a curated record
AUGGUACUAUCUACCAGAUCAGGACACGACCAUAGUGCCAACCCUCCCCCAAACCAAAGAGGCCGAGGAAGAGGUCGAGGAAGAGCUCGCGGUAGUUAUCAACAAAGCGCCAAAAGUACAGCGUUCACAGGGGAGAAGGUACAACCAAAAGACCAACUGACCUUGAUCAACAUGCCAAUGCAGGUCCCCAGGAAUGCGAAGUCGACCGAAACCAACAGAGAGGUACCCUGGAAAGAGAAGAAGGGUUUGACAGCUUGGAAAAACAAACAACAAAAGAAAAGAAGAAGCUGGAGGAAGCUAACUCAGCUAACUCAAGCCAUGCUGGACUUCAAAGAAGCAGCCAACCAUUAG